UGUCUAGUGAUGAGAUGAUCCACACGGGAAGGAAACAUCUAUGGAAAAUUCCUGAAAAGGACCCAGAACACAUUUUCGAAGAAUGUGAGAAAGGUCACAAAUUGCCGAUUAGAACUCGGGAAAGGGGGAUGAAAACUUGUCACCAAUUUGUGGAAUGCGUAGAAAUGGACAAUUGGAAACAGAGGCAGUCGUACAAAAUGCAGCACAAGAGUGGAAUCAAAUUUCAAUCCAGAUUCCUGCCCACUCAGUGCUGCGGUGAGAAAAAACCCCAGUUUGUAGAAGAAGAAAGCAGUAGUCAGACAGAUAAGACUGCAGAUUUUGGGGGAAGUGUCCCGUGUAGCAGGUGUCCCAGUAAGGUUCUUCCAGGAAAAAUCAUCCCAGAGGUGGUUCUGGAUUUACAAGGGAAUCAUACAUCCUACAAGUUAUGCUUUACUGAGCCUGGCUCUUUCCAUUGCUGUUAUACUGAUCUCAUAUUUGAGGUGAGGGGAGCUGUGACCAUCACAUACCAAUUUGACUCAUGGCCUAAACACCUGAACAGGUGGGAUGCAUGGAAGUUGAUGGUUGCCAGCCCUUUGCUCAACAUCCAAGCAGAUCCAGUCGAGUCUGUGUCAGCUAUUCAACUCCCUCACUUCUUGUGUCUUGCAGGUAAAAAGGGUUCCCAAGUCCGUAUAGCACAUUUUGUCGGUAGGAUGAUGAGUCUGCAGAAGCCAGACAGAGUGGGACCACUUCAUGCUGUGUUGGAAAACCCCAAGUUAUCUCCCUGUGGAGCAGUUUUCAAAAAGUUUUGGUUUAAGCAAAAGAUAAAGGUGCACGCUGUGGCCCUGCUCUAUGAAAAGCUGGAAGUCUCUGCUCCAAUAUUCCACCUCUACCUCCUCCCCAAUGACUCUUCCUUUAAAAAGGCUGUCCAUGAGUAUGAAGUGAAGUGCCAUUCACGAAAAAUGCAAAAAAAUCCUGUGACCAUGAAACCUCUUAAGAUUGGCUCUUGCUUCUUUGUGCAGAAGUUAGAUGGUGUCACAAUCUAUCCAAAGGUACAGCGCGAAGAGGGUGAAACGUUUUGCUGGGAGGGUACCUAGCCUGUGAGGUAUGAGGAUAGGAGAAACUCAGCUCAGACCUCUUCAGCCUUUUGCUUACCCUCUUGAAUGGAG
Molecule: messenger RNA, 1145 nt
Organism: Podarcis raffonei (Aeolian wall lizard)
Lineage: Eukaryota; Metazoa; Chordata; Lepidosauria; Squamata; Lacertidae
Product: NACHT, LRR and PYD domains-containing protein 1b allele 5-like
Exons: 6
Coding region: 15-1073 (352 amino acids)
Cellular component (GO): canonical inflammasome complex
Source: RefSeq, a predicted model, not a curated record